Molecule: messenger RNA, 9737 nt
Organism: Homo sapiens (human)
Lineage: Eukaryota; Metazoa; Chordata; Mammalia; Primates; Hominidae
Gene: SLIT3
Product: slit guidance ligand 3
Exons: 36
Coding region: 431-5023 (1530 amino acids)
Biological process (GO): aortic valve morphogenesis; axon extension involved in axon guidance; negative regulation of cell growth
Cellular component (GO): non-collagenous component of basement membrane; extracellular region
Molecular function (GO): Roundabout binding; calcium ion binding
Source: RefSeq, marked reviewed
ACUGAAUGGAGAGAGCGAGCGCCGGCCAGCUCACCCGGCCGCCCCGUGCCCCAGCCGCAGCCGCCGCGCUCCCCAGCCCAGCCCCAAGCCGGACCUCCCCGGGCGCCACGCCCCAUUGCGCUCGCCCCAGGUCCCCAACCCGGCCCGCGGGCCAGCGGGGCCAGGGGGCGCUCCGCACCUGGGCACUCCCAGCGAUGCGCAGCGGGGCAGCGCCGGCCCCGCCGAUGGAGCUGCUGUUGCUGCCGCCGCCGCCGCCCGGAGCGCCCCGCUCCGCCCGCGCCCCGUGCGCCUGAGCACCGAGCUCGCCCCUCCUCCGCGCUAACUCCGCCGCCCGCUCCCCAGGCCGCCCGCGCUCCCCGCGCGCCUCCUCGGGCUCCACGCGUCUUGCCCCGCAGAGGCAGCCUCCUCCAGGAGCGGGGCCCUGCACACCAUGGCCCCCGGGUGGGCAGGGGUCGGCGCCGCCGUGCGCGCCCGCCUGGCGCUGGCCUUGGCGCUGGCGAGCGUCCUGAGUGGGCCUCCAGCCGUCGCCUGCCCCACCAAGUGUACCUGCUCCGCUGCCAGCGUGGACUGCCACGGGCUGGGCCUCCGCGCGGUUCCUCGGGGCAUCCCCCGCAACGCUGAGCGCCUUGACCUGGACAGAAAUAAUAUCACCAGGAUCACCAAGAUGGACUUCGCUGGGCUCAAGAACCUCCGAGUCUUGCAUCUGGAAGACAACCAGGUCAGCGUCAUCGAGAGAGGCGCCUUCCAGGACCUGAAGCAGCUAGAGCGACUGCGCCUGAACAAGAAUAAGCUGCAAGUCCUUCCAGAAUUGCUUUUCCAGAGCACGCCGAAGCUCACCAGACUAGAUUUGAGUGAAAACCAGAUCCAGGGGAUCCCGAGGAAGGCGUUCCGCGGCAUCACCGAUGUGAAGAACCUGCAACUGGACAACAACCACAUCAGCUGCAUUGAAGAUGGAGCCUUCCGAGCGCUGCGCGAUUUGGAGAUCCUUACCCUCAACAACAACAACAUCAGUCGCAUCCUGGUCACCAGCUUCAACCACAUGCCGAAGAUCCGAACUCUGCGCCUCCACUCCAACCACCUGUACUGCGACUGCCACCUGGCCUGGCUCUCGGAUUGGCUGCGACAGCGACGGACAGUUGGCCAGUUCACACUCUGCAUGGCUCCUGUGCAUUUGAGGGGCUUCAACGUGGCGGAUGUGCAGAAGAAGGAGUACGUGUGCCCAGCCCCCCACUCGGAGCCCCCAUCCUGCAAUGCCAACUCCAUCUCCUGCCCUUCGCCCUGCACGUGCAGCAAUAACAUCGUGGACUGUCGAGGAAAGGGCUUGAUGGAGAUUCCUGCCAACUUGCCGGAGGGCAUCGUCGAAAUACGCCUAGAACAGAACUCCAUCAAAGCCAUCCCUGCAGGAGCCUUCACCCAGUACAAGAAACUGAAGCGAAUAGACAUCAGCAAGAAUCAGAUAUCGGAUAUUGCUCCAGAUGCCUUCCAGGGCCUGAAAUCACUCACAUCGCUGGUCCUGUAUGGGAACAAGAUCACCGAGAUUGUCAAGGGACUGUUUGAUGGGCUGGUGUCCCUACAGCUGCUCCUCCUCAAUGCCAACAAGAUCAACUGCCUGCGGGUGAACACGUUUCAGGACCUGCAGAACCUCAACUUGCUCUCCCUGUAUGACAACAAGCUGCAGACCAUCAGCAAGGGGCUCUUCGCCCCUCUGCAGUCCAUCCAGACACUCCACUUAGCCCAAAACCCAUUUGUGUGCGACUGCCACUUGAAGUGGCUGGCCGACUACCUCCAGGACAACCCCAUCGAGACAAGCGGGGCCCGCUGCAGCAGCCCGCGCCGACUCGCCAACAAGCGCAUCAGCCAGAUCAAGAGCAAGAAGUUCCGCUGCUCAGGCUCCGAGGAUUACCGCAGCAGGUUCAGCAGCGAGUGCUUCAUGGACCUCGUGUGCCCCGAGAAGUGUCGCUGUGAGGGCACGAUUGUGGACUGCUCCAACCAGAAGCUGGUCCGCAUCCCAAGCCACCUCCCUGAAUAUGUCACCGACCUGCGACUGAAUGACAAUGAGGUAUCUGUUCUGGAGGCCACUGGCAUCUUCAAGAAGUUGCCCAACCUGCGGAAAAUAAAUCUGAGUAACAAUAAGAUCAAGGAGGUGCGAGAGGGAGCUUUCGAUGGAGCAGCCAGCGUGCAGGAGCUGAUGCUGACAGGGAACCAGCUGGAGACCGUGCACGGGCGCGUGUUCCGUGGCCUCAGUGGCCUCAAAACCUUGAUGCUGAGGAGUAACUUGAUCGGCUGUGUGAGUAAUGACACCUUUGCCGGCCUGAGUUCGGUGAGACUGCUGUCCCUCUAUGACAAUCGGAUCACCACCAUCACCCCUGGGGCCUUCACCACGCUUGUCUCCCUGUCCACCAUAAACCUCCUGUCCAACCCCUUCAACUGCAACUGCCACCUGGCCUGGCUCGGCAAGUGGUUGAGGAAGAGGCGGAUCGUCAGUGGGAACCCUAGGUGCCAGAAGCCAUUUUUCCUCAAGGAGAUUCCCAUCCAGGAUGUGGCCAUCCAGGACUUCACCUGUGAUGGCAACGAGGAGAGUAGCUGCCAGCUGAGCCCGCGCUGCCCGGAGCAGUGCACCUGUAUGGAGACAGUGGUGCGAUGCAGCAACAAGGGGCUCCGCGCCCUCCCCAGAGGCAUGCCCAAGGAUGUGACCGAGCUGUACCUGGAAGGAAACCACCUAACAGCCGUGCCCAGAGAGCUGUCCGCCCUCCGACACCUGACGCUUAUUGACCUGAGCAACAACAGCAUCAGCAUGCUGACCAAUUACACCUUCAGUAACAUGUCUCACCUCUCCACUCUGAUCCUGAGCUACAACCGGCUGAGGUGCAUCCCCGUCCACGCCUUCAACGGGCUGCGGUCCCUGCGAGUGCUAACCCUCCAUGGCAAUGACAUUUCCAGCGUUCCUGAAGGCUCCUUCAACGACCUCACAUCUCUUUCCCAUCUGGCGCUGGGAACCAACCCACUCCACUGUGACUGCAGUCUUCGGUGGCUGUCGGAGUGGGUGAAGGCGGGGUACAAGGAGCCUGGCAUCGCCCGCUGCAGUAGCCCUGAGCCCAUGGCUGACAGGCUCCUGCUCACCACCCCAACCCACCGCUUCCAGUGCAAAGUACUCUGGUUUUGCUGCCCAGGGCCAGUGGACAUCAACAUUGUGGCCAAAUGCAAUGCCUGCCUCUCCAGCCCGUGCAAGAAUAACGGGACAUGCACCCAGGACCCUGUGGAGCUGUACCGCUGUGCCUGCCCCUACAGCUACAAGGGCAAGGACUGCACUGUGCCCAUCAACACCUGCAUCCAGAACCCCUGUCAGCAUGGAGGCACCUGCCACCUGAGUGACAGCCACAAGGAUGGGUUCAGCUGCUCCUGCCCUCUGGGCUUUGAGGGGCAGCGGUGUGAGAUCAACCCAGAUGACUGUGAGGACAACGACUGCGAAAACAAUGCCACCUGCGUGGACGGGAUCAACAACUACGUGUGUAUCUGUCCGCCUAACUACACAGGUGAGCUAUGCGACGAGGUGAUUGACCACUGUGUGCCUGAGCUGAACCUCUGUCAGCAUGAGGCCAAGUGCAUCCCCCUGGACAAAGGAUUCAGCUGCGAGUGUGUCCCUGGCUACAGCGGGAAGCUCUGUGAGACAGACAAUGAUGACUGUGUGGCCCACAAGUGCCGCCACGGGGCCCAGUGCGUGGACACAAUCAAUGGCUACACAUGCACCUGCCCCCAGGGCUUCAGUGGACCCUUCUGUGAACACCCCCCACCCAUGGUCCUACUGCAGACCAGCCCAUGCGACCAGUACGAGUGCCAGAACGGGGCCCAGUGCAUCGUGGUGCAGCAGGAGCCCACCUGCCGCUGCCCACCAGGCUUCGCCGGCCCCAGAUGCGAGAAGCUCAUCACUGUCAACUUCGUGGGCAAAGACUCCUACGUGGAACUGGCCUCCGCCAAGGUCCGACCCCAGGCCAACAUCUCCCUGCAGGUGGCCACUGACAAGGACAACGGCAUCCUUCUCUACAAAGGAGACAAUGACCCCCUGGCACUGGAGCUGUACCAGGGCCACGUGCGGCUGGUCUAUGACAGCCUGAGUUCCCCUCCAACCACAGUGUACAGUGUGGAGACAGUGAAUGAUGGGCAGUUUCACAGUGUGGAGCUGGUGACGCUAAACCAGACCCUGAACCUAGUAGUGGACAAAGGAACUCCAAAGAGCCUGGGGAAGCUCCAGAAGCAGCCAGCAGUGGGCAUCAACAGCCCCCUCUACCUUGGAGGCAUCCCCACCUCCACCGGCCUCUCUGCCUUGCGCCAGGGCACGGACCGGCCUCUAGGCGGCUUCCACGGAUGCAUCCAUGAGGUGCGCAUCAACAACGAGCUGCAGGACUUCAAGGCCCUCCCACCACAGUCCCUGGGGGUGUCACCAGGCUGCAAGUCCUGCACCGUGUGCAAGCACGGCCUGUGCCGCUCCGUGGAGAAGGACAGCGUGGUGUGCGAGUGCCGCCCAGGCUGGACCGGCCCACUCUGCGAUCAGGAGGCCCGGGACCCCUGCCUCGGCCACAGAUGCCACCAUGGAAAAUGUGUGGCAACUGGGACCUCAUACAUGUGCAAGUGUGCCGAGGGCUAUGGAGGGGACUUGUGUGACAACAAGAAUGACUCUGCCAAUGCCUGCUCAGCCUUCAAGUGUCACCAUGGGCAGUGCCACAUCUCAGACCAAGGGGAGCCCUACUGCCUGUGCCAGCCCGGCUUUAGCGGCGAGCACUGCCAACAAGAGAAUCCGUGCCUGGGACAAGUAGUCCGAGAGGUGAUCCGCCGCCAGAAAGGUUAUGCAUCAUGUGCCACAGCCUCCAAGGUGCCCAUCAUGGAAUGUCGUGGGGGCUGUGGGCCCCAGUGCUGCCAGCCCACCCGCAGCAAGCGGCGGAAAUACGUCUUCCAGUGCACGGACGGCUCCUCGUUUGUAGAAGAGGUGGAGAGACACUUAGAGUGCGGCUGCCUCGCGUGUUCCUAAGCCCCUGCCCGCCUGCCUGCCACCUCUCGGACUCCAGCUUGAUGGAGUUGGGACAGCCAUGUGGGACCCCCUGGUGAUUCAGCAUGAAGGAAAUGAAGCUGGAGAGGAAGGUAAAGAAGAAGAGAAUAUUAAGUAUAUUGUAAAAUAAACAAAAAAUAGAACUUAUUUUUAUUAUGGAAAGUGACUAUUUUCAUCUUUUAUUAUAUAAAUAUAUUACACCAUCUGCGUAUAUGUACCAUAUAGUGAGUUAUUUUUACCAAGUUUUGUGUUGUGUAUUUGUUGUGUUUUUAAAAAUAGCUGUUUAAAAAUUUAAGAAAAAAAUAGACUAAUAAAAAUGCUUUAAAACAAAAGGAUAAGAAUAAAGAAUGAUAGCCUGUCUGAGGAAGGAGGAAGAUGUUUUCAUGUUUAUGAAACGGUAUUAUGUCGGCAGUAGACCAAGAGCUGCUCAUUGAGAUCAGAAAAAGGAAUAAGAGGAAGAGAGAGAAGGAAAAGACCUUUGUUUCUUGUUUUUUAACUCCCUUUUAUUUUUCCUCCCCUAAAAUUACCCAGCUUUUCGGAGUCCUGGAUGUCAGUGCCCAAAAUGCCCAGUUCUUCCAGGAAAAGCUGCUGAGCCCUGGCCUUCUCAGUCUCACUGCCACUCAAAAAUAUUGCUGUCCCUGUCUGUCCCAGACCCCCCUUCAGGGUAUCUGAACCCACUGGGGGACCCCUCUUCUCCUUCCUGGGUGGCCCUGGCUUCCGUAUCUGAACCCACUGGGGGACCCCUCUUCUCCUUCCUGGCUGGCCCUGGCUUCCAAUCGAGGACUGACUAUUGAAGUCUGCUACAGGUGUCAUUUGGAACUGUCUUACCAAAUUUUAAAACAGCUGCUAUUUUUCCUGCUCCUCCCCAGGAGAGGGGUCUUCCUAGAGGAGGCGAGGGAAGAGAAUAUCAUGGUGUCUCCUCAGGACCCAUGCACUGGCCCUCUCUCCUCCUUCCAGGUAAUUUUUCAUUGGAAUGUAUCCCAGUAGAGAAGGUAGUCAGCCCUUCUUGGAAGCGGAAGGCUGGGAGCCAAGUCAAGUCUGCCCACAGCGCUAGAUGUCCAACUCUGGAAGGUUCUUGGAGGCUCUUGUUGUAAGACAGGCCUCUGCCACCUGAUCCUCCAGGUCACCAGCAUGACGAUAGAGACUCCUUGCCCAUCUGUGACACUUUCCAAUGCAUAUCCAAACUUUACCUUAUUUUAUCUAUGCAACCCCUGCCUCCCUGGGAAGGAUAAGGGAGUAGAGCUGGGUUCACUAAGAAGGAAGUUUAGGCCCUCACAGGCUCUGGAACUUGCCUUAAGCCACACACCAGAUAAGUGGAGGAGCCAGACCAGAAGUCCAGACCCAAAGCUUGAGAUUCUUCCUCUAGAAUGGGUGAGCACAGGUGAUUCAGGCGGCUUAAAUCCAUCAGAGCAGCCCUGCCGGAAAAGGAAAUAAUAUGAUGUUUUUUCCUGCUCUUGUUCUGCCUUGCUCACUCCUUCUCCCUCCGCAGUAUCUGGAAAGAUUCUGGAGACCAGGGCUUAUGCAUCUAGGGAAAGUGACCAAGGGCAGCCUAUCCAGCCUCUGCCUCCAUUCCUGAAGGGGACUUCCCUGCCCCUGUUUCUUUCCAUGUCUCUCCCUCCCUCACUCCCAUUUGCCCCCUUCCACCCCAUCAGGUUAGCCACAUAUCUUCCAGGGCUCAGCUGUUCACACCAACUCCCUGGCUCUUAUCAUCCAUCCCUCCUUCCCCCAGGAGCUUCCACUGUAGGAGUUUCAGGGAGAAGAGUUUGGAAUUCAUUGGACCUUUCAGCCCUCAGGUUCCCUAGAGGAGCCUAGUUGAUCUGUGAGUACCAAUGGUGGGCCAAAGACGCAGGGAAUAAUGAAGGGAGAAAGAAAAGAAAGGAAGAUGGAGGAAAACGAGGCAACUGGAAGAAGGAAGGAAGGAAAGAAGGAAGGGAUGGAGGGGAUGAAGAGAAGGGAGAGAGGGAUAUAGCUGAGGAAUUUAUCUAAAAAUGUGCAUGUAAAUCUCCAUUAUGUUCCAGGUACUGUGCCUUAUGAUGGCUUUGUUUUUUGUUGUCAUUAGAGACAAGGUCUUGCUUUGUCACCCAGGCUGGAGUAGAGUGGUUCGAUCAUAGCUCACCGCAGCCUCAACCUCCUAGGCUCAAGCCAUCUUCCUGCCUCAGUCUCCCAAAAUGCUGGGAUUACAGGUGUGAGCCACUAUGCUCAGCCUGUUUCAAACAUUAUUAUAAUAGCAGAUUUAUUUAGUACUUUAUUAUACAUCAGAUACCACUCUAAUUGUGAAAUAGAUAUAUAUUCAUUUAAUUAUUGAAACAACCAUGUAGUUAAAACACUAUUAACUCAUUUUACAGUUGAGUAGACUGAGACACAGAGAAGUUAAAGAACUUGCCCAAGAGUAAAUGUCUAAUAAACCGUAGAGCCAGGAUCUGGGCCCAGGCUGUCUGACUCCAGAACUUGCUCACUCAACCACUAAACCAUCCUGCUUCUCAUGGGAAAGAAACACAUCCUGCCUUUGAGGAUCCUACAGCCUGUGACAAAAACAGUCAUAAAAAUGGACAAUUGCCUUAUUACACAAGGAGCUCUUAAGUGGCAAUACAAGCAAUGGAAGUGGCUGUCCAGAGGAGGGAACUUCUAGUCCUAGGUCUUUAAGGAUGAAUAGGAGUUUGCCAGAGUGAGAAAGGGAAUUGAACUUUCCUGGGAGUGGCCUUUUAAAAAGCAAUGAGAUAUGGCCAGGCCUGGCUUGUUUGGGGAAGAGUCAAAAUCUAGGGUGGCAAGAGUAUGGGAAGCACACUGAGGAGCAGAGAGAAAUGGGGUAGGUAGGAAGGUAGGGUUUUGACCACAAAGAGCUGUGCAUGCUAAACUGGGCCACAGGUGCCAGCAGGGUUGUUUGAGGAAGGGAAGAGCAAGACAAGCUCUGGUUUAGGAAGAGAGCUGUGGCAGCAUAAAGGCCUGAAAGAGGAGACAGAGCUGUCACCCAAAAUGGACUUGAGAGCUCCCUGUGGUUUACUCUGUGGCUAGAAAACACUGCCGGCCAGAUGGAUCACAAAUGUCUAUGGUAGCUUAGAAGCUCUGCUCUUGAAGAGGAUCCUGGGAUCUGCCCAACACCCUUCCCAACCUCCAUUUCCCCAUCCCCACCUCCAUUGCCCCAUCCCCCCUCUCCCCCUAGGCAGGUGGAUCUGAGCCUUAUCCCACCACCAAUGCCCCUGCUAGCCUCUCCCCACCCAGCCCAGAGCCUACUCAGCCUGCCAUCUCAAGAGCCCCACCGAGGGUCACUGGCUUCCUGGGAGGAGUCACCAGGCUGCCAGCUUUCCCUCUGCCUCCCCAAGGAACCUGAGACCUCCCUCUGCUCAUCACCCUGGGCCCAAUCCUGAAUCCAGCCCCCAUCAACCAAGACAGCAAAAGGGCCAGGUCUGUCCCUUAUAAUUUUGAGCCUUCUCCCUCAAGUUUGGAAGCCCUGACUUUAAGAAAUGCCAAAUGCAAGGACCAUUAAGAAAAUUCUCCCCGAAAUGAGGCUCCUCUAACAAAUGAUGAUUAAAACGCUCUCUCCUUGAGCAGUCACAUUCUAGAAACAGGACAUUCCAUGAGGCAGGAAGAGUUCAGUUAAUUUGCUCCUGAAAAAGUGUGGUUCAGUGUUUGUGUGGCAAUGUACGUGGGCAGAAGAGGCCGCUCAAGCUGUGUCCCCCCUGAGCAGGAUUCAGGAAAGGGAAAAGAAGUUCUCUUCAACUCAGCCAAGGGGCCGUACGAUGGCCGAUGAGAUUAUGUAUUUAAAAGUUCUUUGUAAAGUGUAAACUAAAAACCUUAAAUGUAAGAUGCUGUUGUUAUUAUUACUGUUGUUGUUGCUGUUAUGGACAUGCCAAAAGGCCCUUGUUAGAAGACAGUUUUGCCUUUUCAAUCUCAUAGCAAGGAACUCAAGUCUGAUGCUUCAAAAAGAUGAGAAGAAGGGCAAGAAGAGGGAUAACUCCCAAGCUCAGAGGGAAAAAAAAGGUGGGGGAAAAGAGCCCCAGGGUGACCUUCAGGAAAGGCCAGGACCAGGAUGAUCUAACCUUUCCCUUCACCAGAAACAAAGCUAUUGCCAGACUGAACCCUAAAGUCAAGCAGUCACCCACUGCCUUUGCUGGGAGCAGAAGCCCAUAGCAACAAGUGACCUGCCCCUCAGACUCAAGAUCCCAGAUACCAGAGCUGGAGGAGUCAUAGGGCAUUACUGGUAGGCAGGAAAACUGAGGGUCGAACAAAUGGAAGAAUGCGGUGAUCAUAGACCAAAGACACACAGAUAAUUAACCCCAUGUGUCCACCCAGGCCAAAGUUCUUCCUGCUACCCCACAGUGGAUGUCCAGGCAGAUGGUCCCCACAUGAUGGGGAAGCAGAGGGCAUAGUGUGGUUUUGUGGGACUUGUUCAUGUUUUGUAGUGUGGGCUCAACAGUGCCAAAGGAAACACUAGGGAAAAGUUGGUGAAACAUGCCAGCUAGCAGGACCAGUAAAGGCAUAAUCAGGCAUUUGGCAAAGCUUGCUUUUCUAAUUCAAUGAUAGGUUCUAAUAGGAAAUUUUUGAAGAUUUUUUAAAACAAUGUUAUAGUGGCACUUCCCCAGUAUGGAAUAAAUAACAUGCAUUCUUUUUUCAAUAUACUGUCAUAUUCAGAUGUCAUUAAAAUAAAUGGAUGAGUCACAGAGGAGCUAUCAGAUGCUCUCAUGACUACCAUAACUCA